CACAUGAAUGCGAUCUUUACCGUAAACGAAAGAGAUCAGGAAGUUUGGUUUGGUAAAGAUGUCUCAUGACAUUACGAUUCCGAAAGGCGCGGCGUGGACCCGAGACUACAGUGACAUAUCACAUUGAGCAGAUGGCUGUAGGUUCAGAGCGACUUCAUCCGGAAUGGGAGCUCGUAAAGCAAGGUGCAGAAGGUAAAAUUUAUCGAACCACAUUUUUUGGAAAGCCCACCAUCGUUAAAGAACGAUUUGUUAAAUCAUAUCGUGUACCAGCCCUGGACAAGAAACUAACUCAGAAGCGAAUGAGUCAAGAGGUUCGUUCAAUUGCUCGAUGUCGGAGAGGGGGUGUAAGGGCACCUGCUGUGUACCACGUUGAUUUCAACAAGCGUCUCAUCUUUAUGGAGUGCAUCGUAGAUGGUAUGACUCUCAGGGAUUACAUACGCCAACUGGAUAUGGACAAAGACAGUUCUGCACUGUACGAAGCAGUGUCAAUAGUAGGGAGCAUUAUAGCAAUGAUGCAUAAUUUUGAUCUCAUUCAUGGAGAUUUGACAACAUCCAAUAUGAUAUAUGACCCAGCCCAGAAAGAACUCACACUAAUCGAUUUUGGUCUCAGUUCCGUGUCUACUCUCACUGAAGAUAAAGGAGUGGAUUUGUACGUCCUGGAAAGAGCGUUUCUAAGCACCCACCCGAACACAGAGUUGCUGUUCAAAGCACUACUGGAGAGUUACAGUGAGAAAAUGGACAACUCGCGAGCAGUCAUUGCCAAGCUAGACGAGGUGAGAAUGAGAGGAAGGAAGAGAACAAUGGUAGGGUGACAGUUGAAACUUGUGUUUUAGCUACUUACUGUAUUUCUGGAAGUCUCUGUUAUUUACAAUACUAUUAUUGAAAGAA
Halichondria panicea is the source of this 888-nucleotide messenger RNA. Its product is annotated as EKC/KEOPS complex subunit Tp53rkb-like. Gene Ontology annotation, molecular function: ATP binding; protein serine/threonine kinase activity. The transcript has 2 exons. Gene Ontology annotation, cellular component: nucleus; cytosol; EKC/KEOPS complex. The coding region runs from base 66 to 812 and encodes 248 amino acids. The record is from RefSeq and is a predicted model, not a curated record. Gene Ontology annotation, biological process: protein phosphorylation. Lineage: Eukaryota; Metazoa; Porifera; Demospongiae; Suberitida; Halichondriidae.